Molecule: messenger RNA, 659 nt
Organism: Solea senegalensis (Senegalese sole)
Lineage: Eukaryota; Metazoa; Chordata; Actinopteri; Pleuronectiformes; Soleidae
Product: protein FAM180A
Exons: 3
Coding region: 112-603 (163 amino acids)
Source: RefSeq, a predicted model, not a curated record
UGCUUGGUAUUCAGACUGAGGUGCCUCUGUCUGUACUCACAGAUGUGGUAGAGGGAGAGAAGGGGUGAGAGGGAUGUGGUGGAUUAUCAAUCGGUAAUAAUCAACAGAAGAAUGACUUUGAAAAUACAACGUACAAUCUUCCUCCAGGUCCUUUUGUUGCUUUGGUCUGAACAAGUGCUGCAAGAUGUGGCUGCAGGCUUAGAUCCAACAUCUCAAAUGACUUCCUCAGCAGUCUCUGAUGCAAACCUGAUGUUUGAGUUUCUACUUGGUGGGAUUGAGAUCAACAAGGACAACAACAUCGUCCUACUUGAUGAGGAGAUGGCGUCAAUGAGGCAGGGGCGGACAUUCCUGUCUCAGAUCAACGAUAACAUCCCCAGAAACCUGGAGUCCAUGAAGCAGAUGUUGACCACAUUGAGAGAGCAGAGGAGGCCACUGACUCAUUCACAGUUUGAGGGUCUUGUCCUGAGCAUGGUGUACUCUGCCCACCAGGCCUGGCAGGAGGAAAGGGAAGAAGAUAAGGAGGUCUGGGGAGCGGUGCUCCUCCAGCUGGUUAAUACUACAGUCCAUGACUUACGUGGGAAUCAUCUCUUCACUUACGCCUAAUAGAUUGCUGAAUCUGUAUAAAAAGAAGGAGCAUGCAAUAAACCACAUCAAACGUC